This is a messenger RNA of Hippopotamus amphibius kiboko, 1007 nucleotides long. It is a transcript of the gene NFILZ, whose product is annotated as NFIL3 like basic leucine zipper. Lineage: Eukaryota; Metazoa; Chordata; Mammalia; Artiodactyla; Hippopotamidae. The transcript has 3 exons. Gene Ontology annotation, molecular function: DNA binding; DNA-binding transcription factor activity. Gene Ontology annotation, biological process: regulation of DNA-templated transcription; circadian rhythm. Gene Ontology annotation, cellular component: nucleus. Bases 144 to 1007 code for a protein of 287 amino acids. The record is from RefSeq and is a predicted model, not a curated record.
UGACCACCAUGGACAACUGAGGGUUUGCCUGUUCAGCUUUCCUCCUAUGUCUCUCUGGGUCUCCAAGAAUCUUACCCUGGAGCUCAGAUUGAACUGAGCCCUUGGCUUGUCUGCUGACCUUCUCAGUGGCCCCACAGGCAGCCAUGGAUGUAGGUCUCUUGGUGCCGCCACAUGUACCCCAGGGUCACGGCAAAACCCUGCGGGGAGUGCGCGGCCAGGGUCCGGCUGUGCGUCGGCAGAGGGAGUUCAUGCCAGAAGAGAAGAAGGACACGGUUUACUGGGAGAAGCGGAGAAAGAACAACGAAGCGGCCAAGAGAUCCCGCGAGAAGCGACGCCUCAAUGACGCGGCCCUCGAGGGCAGGCUGGCCGCGUUGCUGGAGGAGAACGCUCUGCUCAGGGCUGAGCUGCGGGCGCUCAAGCAUCGCUUCGGACUGCUGCCCCCUAUGGGUGGUACCCGGACCCUACCCUCUCUGCUAUGGGAGUCCCCCUGGACUGGAGACUCCCGCCCUAGGGCUGAACAGCUCCCAUCUCUACCUGGCUCCCAUGGCUGCCUCUUGAGACCGUGUUCCCUGGACGCUGGGGUUUCAGGAUGCUGGGGCUGCCUGAUGGCUCACAUGUGGACUGGCCUGGCCACUUCCCCCAGGUCCCUCCAGGACCCUGCACCCCCUACCCCCAAGAGAAUGGACAUGGCUUUGCCAGCUGUUCUUCCAGCCGCCUUCUUCAGCUGUCACCUCCUGGAUAGGCAUGGGGGCCCCAGACCAGAGCUCAGGCCCUGCUGGGGCCUGUGGUCACCUAUACCCACUGGUUGCCGGGCCUCGGGGUCCUCAGACGUGUUGCUGACACCCAGUGUUGAUCCCGUGGGGUUGCCUCCCGGGGUGGCCUGCCCGGUCCCUGGGAACGACCCGGAGGAUCUGGCUCAGCCCUCCCUGCCCCACAAAUUGCGUAUCAAGUCCCGAGCCUCAGGCAGGGUGCCUCGGGGCUGGGAUGGUGGCCAAGGCCCCAUCUGA